UUAGGUCACCUCCUGGCAACUGACACCAUGAGUGUGGGAUUCAUCGGCGCGGGGCAGCUUGCCUUCUCCCUGGCUAGGGGUUUCACGGCAGCAGGAGUUUUGGCUGCUCACAAGAUAACAGCAAGUUCGCCAGACACUGAUCUCCCAACUGUAUCAGGGUUGAGGAAAAUGGGUGUGAAUUUCACCCUAAGCAACAAAGAGACAGUUAAAAACAGUGACGUCCUGUUUCUGGCAGUGAAACCUCCCAUAAUUCCAUUCAUCCUGGAUGAGAUUGGCUCAGAUAUAGAGGAUCGGCACAUUGUGGUCUCAUGCGCUGCUGGGGUCACGAUCAGCUCUAUUGAAAAGAAACUUUCUGCCUUCUGCCCCACCCCGAAAGUGAUCAGGUGCAUGACCAACACACCUGUGAUUGUAAGAGAAGGAGCUACUGUCUACGCUACAGGGACCCAUGCUGACAUAGAGGAUGGAAAGCUCUUGGAACAACUGAUGGCUAGUGUGGGCUUCUGCACUGAAGUGGAAGAAGACUUGAUAGAUGCUGUCACUGGACUCAGUGGCAGUGGACCUGCUUAUGCAUUCACAGCCCUGGAUGCCCUGGCAGAUGGAGGUGUGAAGAUGGGCCUUCCUCGCAGGCUAGCCGUCCGGCUGGGAGCUCAAGCUUUGCUGGGAGCUGCCAAGAUGCUGUUGGAUUCAGAGCAGCACCCUGGGCAGCUGAAGGACAAUGUUUGCUCCCCUGGGGGUGCUACCAUCUACGCCCUGCACUUCUUGGAGAGCGGUGGCUUCCGUUCACUCCUCAUCAAUGCUGUGGAGGCAUCCUGCAUCAGGACAAGGGAAUUACAAUGCUUGGCUGACCAGGAGACGGUCUCCCCGGCCGCUGUUAAGAAGACCUUAAUGGAUAAAGUGAAACUGGAGUCUUCCUCUGCCAACAAGGUCAGCUUAUUCAGCAAAAAGAAUCCUGGCAGCAAGAAGCAAUGAGGAGGCCUGGGCCUUGCCUAGCCAACAUUUUCCUUUUCCCUUUCAGGGGAAUCAGUAGCUUAAGCCAAUUUUUUUGUGGUGGGGCCUAGCCUGGUUUCACGGCUGCAGGAGAACGGGGUUUUAGCUUCCAGAUGUGAUUAAUUAAAGGGUAGCAGGGACCAGCAUUUCUGGGGGCUGAGCAGGAGGCACUGUCACCAGCACUUUCCACUGGGUGGGUGACUGGGUGUACUUCUGACCUUGAGGGAUUUCGCUCCUGUAGUUGUGAUUACAGUGUUUUGUUAUUUACAUCCUCCUCUCUUCCUCCGGGGCACACCCUUCCUAUUAAUCCUUUCAUCAACUUCAUGAACAGUGCUAUUUUUCUAGAAAAAGAGGUUCCGUUACUCACCAUGAACACCUUCCUCAUUCUCUUA
This is a messenger RNA of Zootoca vivipara (common lizard), 1379 nucleotides long. RefSeq names its product pyrroline-5-carboxylate reductase 1 (gene PYCR1). Gene Ontology annotation, biological process: L-proline biosynthetic process. Lineage: Eukaryota; Metazoa; Chordata; Lepidosauria; Squamata; Lacertidae. Gene Ontology annotation, molecular function: pyrroline-5-carboxylate reductase activity. The record is from RefSeq and is a predicted model, not a curated record.